Molecule: messenger RNA, 3288 nt
Organism: Exophiala aquamarina CBS 119918
Lineage: Eukaryota; Fungi; Ascomycota; Eurotiomycetes; Chaetothyriales; Herpotrichiellaceae
Exons: 2
Coding region: 1-3288 (1095 amino acids)
Molecular function (GO): ATP binding; ATP-dependent chromatin remodeler activity
Source: RefSeq, a predicted model, not a curated record
AUGGCUAGCAAUCCUCGUCUCCUGCUCAACCCUAAACAGGCCCUCAAGACCAAGAAGCUGUCAGAGAGAGACCCCAUGAAUAACGAAUCUGCAACCGUCAUCAAAGAUGCGCCCUCGACUUCAUCUAUGGCUGGGCUCAACCGUCAAACCGGCAUGCCUGGGAUGUAUGACCACCGGGCGCUUUUGAACCCUCGUGUGCCAAGGAAAGAAGUUGUGCCAAAGCAAAUGUCAACAUUUGAGCCUCAGUUUCCCGUAGAUCGCUCUCUUGCUGCACCAGAAUCUUCUAGACUGAUCUCCAAGGGGGAAGCAGUUGGUCCCAAAUCCAUGCUCGAAGGCGUUUACGGAGUUGAACGUCGUACCGACUACCCACAGAAGAAAGUGAAGAUCACGAAAGACCCUAAUGACGACAUCGCCAAAUCUCAGUAUGGAAACACGCGCCAUCAUAGUAAUGGAAUCGUGGGAAACUACAUGCGACCUGACCCAGAGAAAGCCGCCGACGCUACCAAGCUGAGCUCGCUUGUAGAUCUGACCAAUACCGACGAUGAUCAAGACGACGAAGACAUCCAAGUCAUUACCUCCAACUUCGACCAACAAGUCUGCUAUGGCCACUUUAACACGGUGGUAUAUGCUCACUGCAUUCCAAAGCCCAGGGGAGAAUCGAUGUUCCAAAACGGGAACGAAUGGCCAGUGAUGAAAUGCACACUACGUCGACUACCAGCUGACAACACUGUCAUUGACGUUCUUGAUCCUCACGGAAUAGCGUUUGGUAAAGUGAACGGUGACUUGGCUUCCGCUUUGGCACCUGCUAUGGACAGCCUGCGAGGUUUCAGGACUCAAGCUCGACUAACCAAUCGACGUAAACAGCCCGAUGAAUGGCCCCAUCGACCAUGUUCUGACUCAUUGCGCAUGAUUCUGAACCUAUAUGGUAGACGUGGCGAUGUCGAAAAGGUUGGGAAACACUUUGGACGAUAUAACUUCUGGCUACGGGCACCUAUGGCUCCUGAACCCGGUUAUCCAAUUGUCAACCCACACGCCCAAAAGAAUCUUCCCCUUCCCAAGGUCCGUGGUGAGAACACCGGUCGAGCUCUUCCCGAAGCGAGAACCCUUGAGGAAGCAUCGUAUGAAGUAUCCAAACUCUUUGAUUCUUUUGCCAAUGAAGCGAAAAUCUUAGCCGAUACAGAACCUCCCUCUACGGUCAUCACGACUCCGCUUCUUCCUCACCAAAAGCAAGCCCUCACUUUUAUGCUGCAGCAUGAGCAGCGGCGGACAUUUGGGAAGGAGGAGUCCGAGAAUUCUUCAUUGUGGCGUCAGAAAAAGCGUGGCAAUGGAGACAUAAUCUAUCGUGAGGUCGUGACUGGGAUCUCAGUCAAAGAGGAGCCUCCUCAAGUAUUGGGUGGACUGUUGGCAGACGUGAUGGGCUUGGGAAAGACACUUGAGGCGUUGAGUCUCGUGGGAAGCACAUUGCAAGAAGCAGAACAAUUCGGUCUCGGGGGAGUUGUUCGAUCUGAUGAAACUGCCAGUACCAUUCUUGCCAACAAUAAAGCUACCCUCAUUGUCUGCCCGACCAGCACGGUCAAGAAUUGGGAGGAUCAGAUUUCACAGCACGUUCGAUCAGGAAGUAUGAAUUUCUACGUUCACCAUGGACCCAACCGCGAAAAGAACCCAUAUGCUCUGACAAAAUACGAAGUGAUCAUCACCACCUACGGAGUCAUCGCGUCUGAGUUCAGUGGUCGAGCAGCCACUAACGGGAGUCCUCUCCGACGGUUGAAAUGGUUCCGGAUCAUCCUUGACGAGGCACAUACCAUUCGGGAACAAAAAGCCCAGCAAUCGCAAGCUAUCUAUAGUAUAGAUGCAGAACGACGAUGGUGCUUGACCGGAACUCCCAUCCAAAAUCGUCUUGACGAUUUGGGGUCGUUGACGCGCUAUCUACGAUUAUACCCUUACGAUACUGCAGCACGGUUCAACCAGUACAUUCGUGGUCCUGCACAAGCUGGUGAUGCAUCGUUCCUGAAAGCCCUUCGAGUAUUCGUCGACUCUUUCACACUCCGCCGUUUGAGGGACCGUAUUGAUUUGCCAAAAAGAAACGAUUAUGUCGAUCUGUUGAAGUUUUCCGAAGAGGAGAAACAGCUCCAUGACUUCUUCAAAGAACUCUCACAUAUCCAGAUUAAGGAACUGGCACGAACCAAGCAGAAGAACAGUGGAGUUCAACACCACGUGCUUCGCGGAAUCAUGACCUUGAGAUUGAUUUGCGCACAUGGCAGAGAGCUCCUCAAGGAAAAGGACCUGGAAAGACUCAAGGGACUCAGUGCCACAGAGGCAAUUGAUGUGGAUGAGGAUGAAAUGGUGAGCACCAUAACUGGGAAAGCAGCGUACGAAACUUUGACUUUAAUGGCCGAAGCGGGCUGGGACGUAUGCCGCAACUGUGCAAAGAAGAUCAGCAGCGAAAACAAUCAAGGUGCGGUGGAAGACGAAGACGGGGUUCGGUGUUACGUCUUGCCCUGUUAUGAUCUCAUCUGUGCCGACUGUUUUGCUCCUGAAAAGGCGUCUUUCGAUGGAGUUCCCGACGAGCAGGCAGUUUCAUGCCCUUGGUGCUCAGCAGUCAUUGCCGCGCAAUACGUUGGAUUUAGUGGAGCAACGGCGCAAGAGAUCAAAAUCGCACCUGAUGACACAAUGGCAGAAGCUGACAGUGAGGAAGAUGACAAAACAGCACGCGCCGCGUACAAAGGCCCUCAUACAAAGACUCGAGCUCUCCUUGCGGACAUUGCAGCCAUGAAGGAAGAAAGUGAGCCCCUAGUGGCAGCUGGAGAACGACCAUUGAAAUGCGUCGUCUUCUCCGAAUUUACCUCUCACCUCGAUUUGAUCGAGAGGGCACUGAGUGAUCAGGGUCACAGGUUCGUUCGCAUUGAUGGAAAGAUGUCACUCAACAAUCGAAAGAAAUCUCUCGAUGCGCUUGCUUCAGACGAUAACAUCACAAUUUUGCUGGCUUCAAUCAAGGCUGCAGGUCAAGGACUCAAUCUCACAGCUGCUUCGAGGGCCUUCAUCAUGGAGCCGAUGUGGAACCCAGCGGCUGAGGCGCAGGCCGUAGACCGAAUUUACCGCAUUGGACAGAAGCGUCCUGUUGUUGUGAAGCGAUAUCAGAUGGAAGACAGCAUUGAGCGAAAGAUCGUGGAGUUGCAAAAGCGCAAACAAGAACUUGCAGAUGUCUCGAUGAAUCAAAAUCACAAGCAAUUGAGCAAGCAGGACGUUAGAGAGCAGCACUAUAAGGAAAUCCUGGCAUUAUUCAAAUGA